GAUUGGUCCCAAGAACCUGAAUGACGCUUACCGUCCAAUCGGAUCGAUGCACUCACCGCCCCUUUAAUGUUGAAUGUUGAUAUUGGAAACCAUUAAAGGGGCUAGGUCAGUAUUGACGGGCUUGCGUCGGUGUUACAAAUAUGACUGUCUCGAAUGCGCAGAGUGUAAACUAAGGUUAAAGACGAGUGUCAGAUGUGGAACCGUGAAAUAAAUACUUGCUGUCUUUGAACUAACGAUAAACGAUUCAAAAUGACAGGAGCAACUACUGCGGAGAAGACCACAGCGAAUAAUCCACUUGAGCAGUUUGUGCUUUUAGCAAAGACUGCUAAAGGAGCAGCUGCAGUGGAGCUGAUAAAACAAGCAGUUGAAGCACCAGGAGUUAAUGUAUUUGGAGAGCUCUUAGACAUGCCCAACAUUAAAGAACUAGAAACAGGCCCCUAUGCCGAAUACUGGAAUACACUGAAUCUCUUUGCAUACGGCACAUACAAAGAAUAUUUGGAAAAUAGAGAAAAGCUGUUCGAGCUCAGUCCAACACAGAAAAAGAAACUGCAGCAUUUGACCAUUGUCACACUGGCCACAAAGUCCAAGUGUAUUCCCUAUUCCGUAUUGCUGGAAGAACUUGAUGUGAAGAAUGUAAGAGAUUUGGAGGACCUAAUAAUUGAGGCAGUUUAUGCUGAUAUUAUCCAUGGGAAGUUGGACCAAAAAAAUUCACAGCUAGAAGUAGAUUAUGCAGGAUUAGGAAGGGAUGUCAGACCUGGUGAUACUGGAGCUGUUGCAGAAACAUUGGCUGCAUGGGGCCAAGCAUGUGAUGCGGUUCUCAUUUGUAUAGAACAACAGGUUCUGAGAGCAAACAGUGAAAAGCAGAAAGCUACACAUCACAAGGAGAAAAUACAGCAGGAUAUCGCGAAUAUUAAGAAAUCGCUCGCUGCUCAAACGGGAGGUAGGGGAGUCCAGGAGGCAGAUGUGGCAGGGGGUGUGGUGGGUGCUGGAGCUGGUGGGAGUGAAUCUGGUCGUGAAGCCUUGCCUGUUCCUCCCGAUCCAAAGAAGAAGCAGCAAAAGGCAAAGGGUAUUCGAGGCAGUGUUCUAUAAACAAGAGCCAGUUGCAAGAGGAUGCAAAUUCGGAAGGAUUAAAAAAAGUUCGAUAGCGAUUAACGAAUAGUUUCGAUCUCGAAGCAAUUGCACGCCACGGGUAUUCGUGAAUAACCAUGAAAAUGGAAAGACCAACGACGAAAUAUACUUAUAACUUACUAUUUUCAUGCAAUGACUUGUGUUAUUUCUUCCAUGAUAAUAGCAAUAAUGAUCGCAUUACAUGUCCUAAAAUACUGAUGUACGAUACCCUCUAUGUUUAUUUGUAAAACUGUUCAGUAAAAAUUCGAGACAUUACCGAAUACAUGCACCCUCAAAUAUUGCAAAUAACAUUCAUAAAAUUCUAUUUUUUUUUUCUCUCUCUCUUCAACUUCGCUAUUUAUUUUUUUAGAUUUUCAAUGUCAUCAAAUUUCUGUGUUAGUAAUCUUGUCACCCAGCAAAUUCCGAUCUAUCAAGCGAUUUUGAUACUUUGUCUAUUUUUUUCUUACUAUUUCUCCACCAUGCAGGUGAUGUAUUCGUCAAACUUGACUAACAGUUAGCUAUUAUUUCACUUUUUCAAUUGCCAAAUUUGUGUCUGACUGAUUGUGAGAAUCGUCGCUCGAAGUUCGACAAUCGUAUAAAUUCGGUGAGGUUCAUAAGAGUCCAAUGUCAAAAAGUACCAUCCUCGCAAAUGAAUGGAUUGUGGAUCAAAGUACCAAUCAGAAAUCAUGCAACUGAAAUUAGACGCUAUAGUUUACGCGGAAAAAUGUAGAUUUUGAUUUUCGGUCGACGAUUCUUCAUCGCUUGAUGGAACUAUACUUGACUAACUACCCACAUGUAUGUAUACCAAUAUGCUAUGUAACUAUACGCAGAGUUCAAUAAAUCAUCAUCAGUUCCUCA
This is a messenger RNA of Athalia rosae (coleseed sawfly), 1965 nucleotides long. RefSeq names its product COP9 signalosome complex subunit 7b (gene CSN7). The coding region runs from base 250 to 1089 and encodes 279 amino acids. NCBI's taxonomy places the organism in Eukaryota, Metazoa, Arthropoda, Insecta, Hymenoptera, Athaliidae. Gene Ontology annotation, biological process: COP9 signalosome assembly. The record is from RefSeq and is a predicted model, not a curated record. Gene Ontology annotation, cellular component: COP9 signalosome. The transcript has 4 exons.